CGGUAACCAAAAUCAACUACACGUCCCAGAAGCCUUUGCUCCGCGGCGGCGCCGGGAUCGCGGAUGGCUUGGACGGCGUAGGCAGCCGCGGGCCAUGGCUUUCGCGGCUGGUUCUCUGCUGGGCCUCGCAGGAAGGUCCGUGACGCAGCUGGGUGGCAGGUGGCUCCAGCCCCGGCUGUGGCUGAGGCUUCCCGCCCCGCUGCAGGCUCGGGGCAAGGCGCGCGGGAACGAAUACCAGCCGAGCAACAUCAAGCGAAAGCGCAAGCAUGGCUGGGUCCGGCGGCUGAGCACCCCGGCCGGCGUCCAGGUCGUGCUGCGCCGCAUGCUCAAGGGGCGCGCGUCGCUGACUCACUGAGGACCGCGACCCCCGAACCUCGGCAGUGUGCGAGCGUGGACAGGAGUGCACCCAGAUUACGAGGCUGGCCUGAGGGUUUUGGGAGGACUGGAAAUGGGGGUGUGGCAGCCAUGCUUGGCCAGGCCCCCCUGAUGCGUUUGCACAUUGGAGGCUUCCGCACCCAAGCAGCCGUCUACGGAAGCGAACUGUGCGCUCUGUGUCUCCCACGCAGCGUGACCGCCGGCCAUCCGCGGCCCUCUGCCUCCCCCGAGUUACUCAGACGCUGAUCUCAGGCAUUGGAUUAUUUUCUGUGAAUAUUUCAGGCCGCCAUCUCUGAGAUAAGGGAUCUUGAAAGCAUAGUCAACGAAUUCCUGUCUUCACUAAAUGAUCAGUGGUUUCUAAAUAUAAUUAAAUGUCUACUACGUGCCCAAA
Cavia porcellus (domestic guinea pig) is the source of this 766-nucleotide messenger RNA. It is a transcript of the gene Mrpl34, whose product is annotated as mitochondrial ribosomal protein L34. Gene Ontology annotation, cellular component: mitochondrial large ribosomal subunit; ribosome. The record is from RefSeq and is a predicted model, not a curated record. Lineage: Eukaryota; Metazoa; Chordata; Mammalia; Rodentia; Caviidae. The transcript has 2 exons. Gene Ontology annotation, biological process: translation. Gene Ontology annotation, molecular function: structural constituent of ribosome. Bases 95 to 355 code for a protein of 86 amino acids.